Molecule: messenger RNA, 1817 nt
Organism: Ixodes scapularis (black-legged tick)
Lineage: Eukaryota; Metazoa; Arthropoda; Arachnida; Ixodida; Ixodidae
Product: outer mitochondrial transmembrane helix translocase
Exons: 9
Coding region: 22-1137 (371 amino acids)
Cellular component (GO): mitochondrial outer membrane
Molecular function (GO): ATP hydrolysis activity; ATP binding
Source: RefSeq, a predicted model, not a curated record
CUGCGGUCCUCUACACACAAGAUGGCGAGCGAGAAUUUGCGGGUUCCCCUGUCCAGGGGAGAAGUUACGGGAUUAGUUUUUCGUCUCACGAUAUUUGGAGCCCUCACUUACUUCGGAAUUAAAUGGAUGGUAAACGCAAUAGACCCUACCCGCAAGCAGAAAGUAGAAGCCAAGAAAAGGGCGGAUAGGAUACUCAAAAGGAUAGGCGUAACGAAUGUCAAUCUCACCGAGUACGAGCUGUCGAUAGCGGCCCAGUUGAUCGACCCGAGGGACAUCAACAUCUGCUGGGACAGCAUCGCGGGCCUCGAAGAAAUUACGCAGGAACUUCGAGAAACAGUCAUCUUGCCGAUACAGAAGCGGGACCUCUUCACAGGCUCCCAACUGAUCCAGCCACCGAAAGGCGUCCUACUCCAUGGACCACCUGGUUGUGGCAAAACCAUGAUUGCAAAGGCGACGGCACGUGAAGCGGGAGCUCGCUUUAUCAACCUGGAAGUUGCUGCCCUUACGGACAAGUGGUAUGGGGAGUCUCAAAAGCUGGCUGCCGCAGUGUUCACGCUGGCGGUGAAAAUCCAGCCGUGCAUAGUGUUCAUCGACGAGAUUGACUCGUUCCUGCGUUCCCGGGACAGUCAGGACCACGAGGCGACGGCCAUGAUGAAGGCCCAGUUCAUGUGCCUGUGGGACGGCCUCAUCACGGACCCCAGCUGCCAGGUGGUGGUCAUGGGGGCCACCAACAGGCCACACGACGUGGACAAGGCCAUCCUCAGGCGCAUGCCCGCCAUGUUCCACGUGGGACUGCCCAACCUGCAGCAACGUGCUGGGAUUGUACAACUUAUCCUGAAGACUGAAGCGCUCUCCGAGGACGUGAACCUUACCAGUAUAGCCCGCCAGACGGAGGGUUUCUCCGGCAGUGACCUGAGAGAGCUGUGCCGCAACGCUGCGCUCUACCGCGUGCGAGACCUCCUGAGGGACGAGAAGGCACGGGAGGGUCAGCAGAAGGAAGGGUCCGACGACGAGGACAUCUUCCACGACGCACUGCGGCCCAUCUCAAUGGACGACUUCACCAAUGCCCUGUCCAAGAUGAAGAGCUCCAAAGUGCUCGCUCACCAUCGGCUUCCGAUGCCGCUUGAUCUGGACUAACACCAGCUGCUACACGAGGCAAACUGUGACCCUCGCACAACUGUGAUCGCAGCAGUGUGCUGCCAAGACUGUGAACAUUAGGCUCCGAGUGACCGAAGAACCGGACUUCCAGCCUUUGGCUGCUUUCAGAAUGGUUCAAAUGCAAUGCCAUGGGCCUUACCACGCAAUUCGUUUCUGCCUUUGUUGAUCUUGAGGAGAUAUAGAUUAGCCGUUACGUUUUCCAAUUUACUGCCCGCGAGAAUGGGACGCAUUUUUAUCACCCCUGGUCAAUCUUGUUUUGCUGUGCAGUUGUAAGCGAGGAAAUUGAGGCUGGCGAUGGCAAACGUGUCCGUGCGAACCUCUUCGUAAUUCUCGAGAGGUGCCAUCAUAGUUUCGGUUGUAUAUAUAUUGCUUGUUUUUCGUUACCAGGCGCCAUCGUAGAGCAACUGUUUGUAAGCCAAGUGUAGAUAUAAGAAAUUAAAUAUGCACGUAAUAAGCUUGAAAAAGCUUGUUUUUAUGCUUUAAAAUGGUCACUUUGAAUACUGUUCGAGCUAUUUAUGCUCCAGAUUAAAUUGUGUCUUGUAUCCAGACAAGGUAGCAGUCUGGUGUCAAGAUCACAUUUCAUACAACCUCUUAAAUCGGGACUGGAUUGUGCAGCUUUUGAACAUGACACGAAUAUACAAAAUGUGUUCAUCCCUUUC